Messenger RNA from Amoebophrya sp. A25, 243 nucleotides. NCBI's taxonomy places the organism in Eukaryota, Dinophyceae, Syndiniales, Amoebophryaceae. The record is from the annotation of a GenBank genome assembly.
AUGUUUCGGCCUGGCAGGACGGAGUUAGCGAAACAAGACGAGAAGAGCUCAGUUCUCUCUCCGAGGGCACUUACAGGCGUCAAUCUCGGUUGGAGCGACGAGAACCCCGGCUGGUUAGUGGGCUGCUUUCCCGAUCCAGCGUCAGAAAGAUUUCCUGUGUAUCAGUGCAGCAGCGUCGUGCUCUUGGAGGAGAUUCUGGCGCCAAACGUGAAACAGCUGCGCAGUAACAGCACUGCGGCCCUA